Impatiens glandulifera is the source of this 1616-nucleotide messenger RNA. RefSeq names its product fructose-bisphosphate aldolase 1, chloroplastic. NCBI's taxonomy places the organism in Eukaryota, Viridiplantae, Streptophyta, Magnoliopsida, Ericales, Balsaminaceae. Gene Ontology annotation, molecular function: fructose-bisphosphate aldolase activity. The transcript is spliced from 6 exons. Gene Ontology annotation, cellular component: cytosol. The record is from RefSeq and is a predicted model, not a curated record. Bases 130 to 1320 code for a protein of 396 amino acids. Gene Ontology annotation, biological process: fructose 1,6-bisphosphate metabolic process; glycolytic process.
UUGUGGUAAAGGAGGCAGAGAAAGAAAAGAUAAGAUUUUUGAGCUACUGCUGCAAUUGUUGCUUGUUAUAACUUAUCCUUUCUUAUAGAGAAGAAGUAAAAGCUUCUGAAAAUAACAAAAAUCUUAUCAAUGGCGUCAGCUUCUCUCCUUAAGUCUUCUCCUUCAACUCUUCAGUCUGAGUGGAUAAAGGGUCAGACCCUUCGUCAGCCCUCUGCCUCCGUCGUCCGCUGCCACCCCACGGCCGCCCCCUCUGCUCUCACUGUCCGAGCUUCCUACAUUGAUGAGCUCGUCAAGACUGCGAAAACUAUUGCCUCACCAGGACGUGGAAUCUUGGCCAUGGAUGAAUCAAAUGCAACCUGUGGGAAGCGUUUGGCUUCAAUCGGGUUAGAGAACACCGAAGCCAACCGUCAGGCAUUCAGGACCCUACUUGUGACGGUUCCAGACCUUGGAAAGUAUGUCUCUGGCGCUAUCCUGUUUGAGGAGACUCUUUACCAAUCAACUGUUGAUGGAAGGAAGAUUGUCGAUGUUCUUGUUGAACAGAACAUUGUCCCUGGUAUCAAAGUCGACAAGGGUUUAGUGCCUCUUUCUGGUUCGAACAAUGAAUCAUGGUGCCAAGGUCUUGAUGGUCUUGAUUCUCGCUCUGCUGCUUACUAUCAGCAAGGAGCUCGCUUUGCUAAAUGGCGUACUGUUGUAAGCAUUCCAAACGGACCAUCUGCUCUGGCCGUGAAGGAAGCUGCAUGGGGUCUUGCACGAUAUGCUGCUAUUUCUCAGGACAAUGGUCUGGUUCCAAUCGUUGAGCCAGAGAUCUUACUCGACGGAGAACAUGGAAUCGACAGGACAUUCGAGGUUGCCCAAAAGGUUUGGGCAGAGGUGUUCUUCUACUUAGCCGAAAACAAUGUGACAUUCGAGGGAAUCCUUCUCAAGCCAAGCAUGGUCACUCCAGGAGCAGAGUGCAAGGAAAGAGCCACACCCGAGCAAGUCGCAUCCUACACCCUUUCACUCCUCAAGCGCAGAGUCCCACCGGCCGUUCCAGGCAUCAUGUUCUUGUCUGGAGGGCAAUCGGAGGUGGAAGCUACCUUUAACUUGAAUGCAAUGAACCAGACACCGAACCCAUGGCACGUAUCGUUCUCGUAUGCUAGGGCUCUUCAGAACACUUGUUUGAAGACGUGGGGAGGACUCCCGGAGAACGUGGCGGCGGCUCAGGAAGCGUUGCUGGUGAGGGCAAAGGCUAAUUCCCUUGCUCAGCUUGGGAAAUACACUGGCGAGGGAGAGUCGGAGGAGUCCAAGAAGGGAUUGUUUGUUGAGGGCUAUGUUUACUAAUUUCGUCCACCUCUUUUAACUGUUUCCAUCUUUUAAGAAUGUUCCAUAUAUUAGAUUCAUUAAUGGAAGGAAGGAAUGAAGGAAGGAGACGUUUUUAGCAGAAAAAAAUAAUAAUAAAAUGGAGGAAAGGAGAAGAAGAUGUUGAGGAUCAUGAGAAGGAUGCAGGUUUUCGAUCCUUAAUUUGGUGUGUCUAUGCUUAAUCAUAGCCGUACGUUUCCUUUUUGUUUUGAUUGGUGUACUAUUCUACUAGAAACAAUAAUAUAAUAAUAAUAAAUAUUAUUUUGAUUAUCCCAUUA